Molecule: messenger RNA, 610 nt
Organism: Emiliania huxleyi CCMP1516
Lineage: Eukaryota; Haptophyta; Isochrysidales; Noelaerhabdaceae
Exons: 8
Source: RefSeq, a predicted model, not a curated record
AUGAGCCGCUGCCGCUGCACCGCAAGAAGGAAGAAAAUAGGCGAGGGCGCCGGCUCGACGCCGCUCGUCGUGGCGCUCGACGGGAGCGCGCUCAUGCUUGACCCCGCCGCCGCCGCGGCUCGGCUGACCUCGCUGGACGAGCACGCGCGCCUCGGGCGCGCGGACAUCGGCGUCCUCGGCGCCGCGACGGCGGCGGCGUUCACCGGCUCGGUGAUGGGCGGCUGGCGCGACGGCGACGCGGGGAUGCUCGAGCGGCGAGAGGCGAUCGACCUCGCCGAGUCGGAGCUCGACAGCGCGCUCGGCGAGAUUGCGGAGGCGGAGCAGCGCUCCGAGCCCGUCGCCCUCGGCCCGUGGCUGAAGCGGUACUUUGCGCUCGCGCGCCGGUCCGAGUGUGGCUUCUCACCCUUCAUGGUCUUGCUGCUGCUGCAGUGCGUCGAGUCGCAGUCUGUCGAGGCGGCCUCCGUGUACAUCGCCUCCCGCGCGCUCGGACGGCUCAACCUUGCGAGGCAGGCCGAGGAGCGCGCGCUCGGCGUCCCGGCCGCGAUCGAGUUGGACCGGGCUGGCCCAGUGGGAGAUCACCUCCGCCAUGUCGCUGCUCACACUGUUUUUG